GCCUUUAAGGGGCCGCCGCCCCCGCCCCGCCGCCCCCGCGCCCGCCGGACACCCCCCGAGCGCCCCGAGCCCCGCCGCGUCCGACAUGAGGGAGAAGGGCCGCAAGAAGAAGGGCAGGACCUGGGCAGAGGCCGCCCGGACGGUCCUGGAGAAAUAUCCCAACACACCCAUGAGCCAUAAAGAGAUCCUUCAAGUUAUCCAGAAAGAAGGACUUAAGGAAAUCAGCGGGACGUCCCCCCUGGCCUGCCUGAAUGCCAUGCUGCACACCAACUCGCGCGGGGAGGAGGGCAUCUUCUACAAGGUGCCAGGCAGGAUGGGCGUCUACACCCUCAAGAAGGACAUCCCAGAUGGGCUGAAGGAGCUGUCAGAGGGCUCGGAGGAGAGCAGCGAUGGCCACUCAGACUCGCAGAGCUCGGAGCACAGCAGCUCCAGCAGCGACGGCUGCGCCGCCAAGGACAGGAGGAAGAGCAGGUGGAAAAGGAAAGUGCCGUCGCGCCUGCCCCCCGCGGGCUCCCCGCAGCCCGGCUGCCCCUCCCCGUCCAUCCCGGCCAAGGGCCUCUCCUCCUCCCAGAAGCACAGCAAGAAGGCCCUCAAGCAGGCCCUGAAGCAGCAGCAGCAGAAGCAGCAGCAGCAGCAGCAGCAGCAGCAGCAGUGCCGGGCGGGCCUGGGGCCGGGCAUGGCGCUGCCCUCCGGCCAGCACGUCCUGCUCAAGGCCAAGGCCACCGCCGGGAGGUCAGGUUGGGAAGGGAAGCAGGCAGAUGGACAUUCCAGCAGCCCCCCAAACUCCACCUCCAGCUCCUCGCCCUCGGUGAAGCUCGAGAACUCCCUGCCAGGGCUGCCCAAGAAGCCCUUCCCCAGAUCUGACAGGCUCCAUGCAAGGCAGCUGAAGAGAGCGCGCUGUGCCGAGAUCGAUGUGGAGACACCGGACUCCAUCCUGGUGAACACCAACCUGAGGGCCCUGAUCAACAAGCACACCUUCAGCCUGCUGCCCCCCGAGGGCCAGCAGCGCCUGCUGCUGCUGCUGCCUGACGUGGACAGACAGGUGGGCCCCGAUGGGCUGAUGAAGCUCAGCAGCUCCGCGCUCAACAACGAGUUCUUCACCUCGGCUGCACAGGGCUGGAAGGAGAGGCUGUCAGAAGGAGAGUUCACCCCAGAAAUGCAGCUCCGGAUCCGGCAGGAGAUCGAGAAGGAGAAGAAGGUGGAGCUGUGGAAGGAGCGCUUCUUUGAGAGCUACUACGGGCAGAGUUCUGGGCUGAGCCCUGAGGAGUCGGAGCGACUGACAGCACAGCCCGAGGCGGCCGAGCCCGGCCGGCCCCGCAGCCCCCCGGCCCCACGGCGGGAGCAGAGCACAUGCACGGCCCCCUCGGAGCCCCAGGCAGCCCCAGCAGGCGGCAGGAAAGCGGCAGAGGAGGCCAGAGAGGAGCCACAGCCCAAGGCAGCCAAGGCCGAGGCAUCCCCGGAGCGGCGAGCGCCGAGAGCCGGCGAGCGGCCGGGGCCCGGCCGGGAGAGAGAAACCCUGCCCCAGAAACCCCCCAGCAGCACCAGCCACGGGCCAGAGGAGCACAGGAAGCCUGGGGCGGCCAAGGAGGCGCCAGGGAAGGAAAAUCUGGGUGCCCCGAGCAAACCAAAGAGCCCCGAGGCAGGCGGGGCAGCGGCCAAGGCGCAGAGCCCCAUGACGGCCACGGCGGAGAAGGAGAAGGAGGAGGAGAAGCCCCUCAGGAGCGAGGCCAUGGAGGUUGGGGUGGAAGCCCACAAGAGGAAGUUGGAGAGCAGGGAGGAAGCUCCAGGCAGCCCCGAGAAGAAGCCCCGUGUGGCUGAGCCCUGCCAGCAGCAGCAGCAGCAGCAGCAGCAGCAGCAGCAGCAGCAGCAGCAGCAGCAGCAGCAGCAGCAGCAGCAGCAGCAGGCCUUUCGGAGGCAGCCCUUUCCCGGCGUGGGGCCGGCGGUGCCGCGGGUGCCCCCGCUCAAGAUUCCCGUGUCCAGAAUCUCCCCGAUGCCAUUUCCUGCGGGCCAGGUCUCUCCCAGGGCGUGCUUCCCCCUGUCCCUCAGCAGUCCUGGCAGGACAGGGGCCAGGACCUUGGCCGACAUCAAGGCGAGAGCCCAGCAGGCCAAGGCUCAGAGGGCAGCAGCCGCGGCCGCCGCCGCCUCGGCCGGGGGAGCCGUGCCAGGGCCCGGCCCGGGCGGGGGGAGACCCCCGGGCAGGGCCGGAGACGGGAGAGACCCCGGCGGAGCCCCCCAAGCCGCAGCUGGAGCGAAGGCGCUGGAACUGGCAGGAACUGGAAGCGGGGGAGGUUCGAGAAGGUUUCUUCCCCAUUGCCCAGGGCCCCGUUCGCAGGUGCAGGGCCAGGCGGAGCCGGGAGCUGCUCGCCAUCCUCCUGGAGCACAACUACAGCCAGGAGGGGGCCCCCGCGGCAGCCCGGCGCUAGGGAACGGUGCCGGGGCCACGCCCGGCCCCGCGGGGGCACGGCCACCCGGCUCCCCGGGCACCCCCAGCGCGGCCCCUCCUGCCCCGGCCCGGGGGGCUCCGGCGGCCGGGAACGGGACCGGCUGUGACCUUCCCAAAGGCAAAUCCCCUUCCCCUCUGGUGUCCCCCCUGCCGCCCACGGGCCCCACAGCCCAGGCUGGAGCUGUGGGUGCAGCCGUCCCACCCUCCAGCAGCUCCUCGGCAGCAGCCAGCCUUAAAUCUGCUCCCCGAGCGAGCUCCAGCAUUCCUGCCAACAACCCUUUGGUCACGCAGCUGCUCCAGGGCAAGAGCGUCCCUCUGGAGCAGAUCCUGCCCAAGGCGCUGACCAAAGCAGAAGUGAAAAGUGUCCCGGUGGCUCCUCAGGAAGAGAAGGGCGCGGCAGCUCCCGGCACCGAGGCGGGGGACAGAGCGUCGGGUGCGCCCCGGCAGCAGCUUGGGAAGAUCUUCUGCCAGAACAGGCCCCUGCCUCACAUUGCAAGGACCUUCCCGCUCCCCUCGGGAAAGGAGCCCGGGCCUGAGCAGCACCACGAGGCGCUGAGCAAAUCCACCCAGGAGCAGAUCCUGCAGACUCUCAUCAAGAGGGUGCAGAGGCAGAACGUGCUGCCCGUCCUUCAGCCCUCGCAGCUGAACCUCCCGCACUCAGGUUUCCCGGUGGAAAACAGCUCCACCAGCCAGAGAUUCAUGCUGGGCUUCACGGGCAGGAGGACGUCCAAGCCUGCCAUGUCCGGGCACUACCUGCUCAACAUCUCCACCUACGGCCGCGGCUCGGAGAGUUUGAGGAGAGGCUCGUCCCUGAGCGCCGAGCCCCGCCUGGGGCUGAGCAGCCCCGCCGAGGGCGCCAGGGCAGAGCUCGGGGAGGGCGAGGACACGGGCGGCCAGGGCAGCAGCAGCAGCAGCGAGGAGGACGCGGAUGAUGAGAGCUCCGGGGAUGAACGGGAGCGCAGCAGCAUCAAAGAGGAGGCACGGGCGGGGCAGGGGGAGAAGGAGCCGGGCUCACACGGCCCUGCAGAGCCCGGCUCCCUGGGGGCCAAGGCUGCCAAGGAGAAGGUGCCAGCCUUGGAUGGCACCGCGCUGGCCCGGGACCUGCUGCAGGCGGCACAGGAGCAGAUGGCCCACGCCAUGAGGGGCAAGGGCCACGGUGGCACGGAGCUCUUUGGGCCCCCCACCCCGUCCCCAGACCCGGCACAGCCCCCGCUGCUCCCUGCCCCGCACCCCCCGAAGCUGCCCGGGAACGCCGGGGCGCAGCUGCUGGGGCCCAGCUACAGCGGCACCAUCAACGUCUCCACCUCGCCCGACGUGGGCCAGGGCUCGCUGAUGGGCGAGUGCAACCAGCUGGCCAGCUCCAUGGGCAACGUCAUGUCCUUCUCCGUGACCGUCACCACCAUCCCCGCCGGGCAGGCCGUGAACUCUGGCGGCCACGGGCAGAGCCUCCCGGUGCAGGCGUUCGCCGAGGACGGCGCCAUGGAGGAUCCCCCUUCCAAAUGUUACUGCAGGUUGAAAGCCAUGAUCAUGUGCAAGGGCUGCGGCGCCUUCUGCCAUGACGACUGCAUCGGCCCCUCCAAGCUCUGCGUCUCCUGCCUCGUGGUGCGGUAACAGGGAGCAGCACGGCUUCCUCCGGGGGCUGCCGUCGGGAGAAUCUUGGGAAGAAACAGGAAUUUUACUGCCUUGCACAAGAGACACGUUACUGAAUCAGGAAUCCAGAGUUAGAGUCCUUCUUUCAUUAACGAAAGAGCACCUUCUUGUACAGGGAGUCGAAAUCGCGCUCGACUACGUGAAUUGUGACAAGAGUUUGCACUUAAGGAAUUAUGUAAAUAUGCCACGUUAUUUUGUUUAAAGAUAUUUUUUCAAUCUUUUAGGAGAUAUAGUGUUUGACUUGUACUGCAGUUCCAGUAACCCCAGCCUGCUCUGAGCACAUUUGCUCUCCCUGGGGACAUCCAGCCCACAGCCCAUUGUUGGUUUUCUCCUGGCAGAGGGAAUGGGAUAAUCCGAGUCCAGCCUGAGCAGGCUGCCUUGGCUGCUCCCAGUUCAGAUCCCUGGGAACUGGGAGGCAGCCCUGAUGCUUUUCCCUCCGUUCCAGAGGCCCCUGGGCUGUGCAGUGCAGGCUGGUGUUCCUGGUUUGCAGAUCCCCCUUUCCCAGUGUCCCAGGUAAAGGAUCCCAGGUGUCCAGGUGUGCUGCUGCUGGAGCUGCAGGGAGCUGGGCUGGCCAUGGCAGUGACCAGAGCACCUCAGGCCUGGGGCUGUGGGGUCACACAGCUGUGCCUGG
Messenger RNA from Camarhynchus parvulus, 4724 nucleotides. It is a transcript of the gene ASXL2, whose product is annotated as ASXL transcriptional regulator 2. The transcript has 12 exons. Gene Ontology annotation, biological process: animal organ morphogenesis; positive regulation of transcription by RNA polymerase II. Gene Ontology annotation, cellular component: PR-DUB complex. Lineage: Eukaryota; Metazoa; Chordata; Aves; Passeriformes; Thraupidae. The record is from RefSeq and is a predicted model, not a curated record. Bases 86 to 4054 code for a protein of 1322 amino acids. Gene Ontology annotation, molecular function: DNA binding; peroxisome proliferator activated receptor binding; chromatin binding.